Messenger RNA from Lactuca saligna, 974 nucleotides. NCBI's taxonomy places the organism in Eukaryota, Viridiplantae, Streptophyta, Magnoliopsida, Asterales, Asteraceae. The record is from the annotation of a GenBank genome assembly.
AUGGACAGAUGGAAUAAGACACUUAUAGAAGUUGCUGAUUUAAAAGGGAUGCAUGCAAAUGGCAGGAUAGAGGUGGAGCUUAUUGAUAAAAUUGUUAACGACAUCUUCCGUAAAUUACGAAAACCCUCAAGGAUUCCACUGCCACAACUUAUUGGGACGGAAAAUUCUAGUAAAUUUGUCACAUCAUGGUUGAAAGAUGCAUCUUCACAUACGACAAAUCUACUCACUAUAUUGGGUCUGGGUGGGAUGGGGAAGACGUCUUUAGCCAAAUAUGUCUAUGCAUUACAUUUUCAUAAAUUUAACACAAGCAGUUUCAUUGAAAAUAUCACUGGGAGAUGUGAUGAAAAAUUUAAUGGGAUUCUUGAUGUACAGAAACAAUUCUAUGAUGACAUUUUAAAACAAAGUUCAGUUCAAGUUCAUGAUGUUUCUACAUACACCUCAAUGAUAGAGAAUGCAGUAGCUCAUAAAAGAGUGUUUCUAGUUCUAGAUGAUAUUGGUAGUCUUGACCAAAUAGAUGCAUUACUUGGAAGCAAAGGUUUUCAUCCCAGAACUAAAAUCAUGAUAAGAACAAAAAAUGCAUGGUUGACAAAGAGUUGUGCACUUUUCAAAAAGAACAUUAAACCCAAGUAUGUGGAGCACAAUCUUGAAGGCUUAUCUAUGAUUGGAUCAAAAAAAAUGUUGUGUUAUCAUGCAUUUAUGUGCAAUCAUCCCAAGGGUACAGAAAAUGUUCUAGGCCUCACCCUUGACAUGAGAAUGCUUGUGAAAGAGAAGUUACAUGGAUCACUUGAGUUGAAAACAGAUGCAUUGAGUAAGAUGGAUAGGCUAAUGCUUCUACAACUCAAUUAUGUGCAAAUAAUUGGCUCUUACAAGAAUUUUCCAGAAGAAAUUAAGAUGGUUGUGUAUGCAUGGGUUCCCUUUGAAUUAUAUACCAUUGGACUUACCAAUGGAGAAUUUGGCUGUUCUUGACUUAUCGU